Molecule: messenger RNA, 791 nt
Organism: Vicia villosa (hairy vetch)
Lineage: Eukaryota; Viridiplantae; Streptophyta; Magnoliopsida; Fabales; Fabaceae
Product: vegetative cell wall protein gp1-like
Exons: 2
Coding region: 1-651 (216 amino acids)
Source: RefSeq, a predicted model, not a curated record
AUGGUAUCACCAAGAUCAUCAAGGGCUGGAGGAUCGAAGCCGACCGACACUCCUCAACCUUCCAUUCGAAACAUCCAACUGGACUCAAUUGGCCAUCAUCCACCAUCGGAUUCUCCAUUACGAAACCGAGUUCCUGAACCAGUUCCACCUUUUCUCUCAUCAGGUCGCCCUUCUGCUGAACCAUCACCAGAAAACCCUAGUCCUGACUCUACUGAACCAUCAUCUACAAGUACAACCUCUGCUGAACCCUCACCACCUGACUCUCCUCAAUAUCCACACUACUUUCUUCGAAGGUUUCCACCCUACUUUUUCCGAGUGCCACCUCGCCGCAUUUCUCGACCUUCCACUCCUGACGUACCACUGUACCCUUGGGUUCAAGCUAUGUAUCAACCACCAGCCCCUGAGGGUCAGCCACAACCAUUAUUCCCUUGGGCUAGGGCUUUGACUGGGAGUAUGUACCUACAUCCACCAUCUCCUCCGCCACAACUACCACCACCGCCUUCCCCUCCGCCACAACUACCACCACCGCAUUCCCCUCCGCAGCAAACUGAUCAUGAACGUUUCCUCACAAAUGUCAUAAUCAACUUAGUCAUUAUCGACAUUUUCGCUCUUGUUUUUGGGGUGGGGUGUUACUUUGGUGGAAGGACUUGAUUACUCAGGAAUGGUUUAGCAGUUUCAAGGGCAUGCAGGUCACAUAUGAGAAGCUGAACCAAGUCAAUAACUUGUGGAAAAAGUUUUAGUUUAAUUUCAUUGAGACCAAUGUUGAAUAUGGUUUGUUUGUUAUCAUUUAA